AAAUCUGCAUUUGUGGUUUUGGUGGAUUAGAGUGGGAAGUCGAUCCAAGGUUUGAACUAUGGCGGACGCGGACGCGCUAUUCGCUAUGGAGACGCGGGCCAUCCGCGAGGCACAAUUGGAGACGUACACGAGUAACUUAGGAUCUAUAGCGCUGGUACUAGCGUCAUUGCUGUGGCUGACACUGCCGCCUCUCUGGAGCGUCGUCAACGGCGAAUGGAGCGCAGCCAUCCUGCCCAGUCUACUGGCCAUCGCAGGUCAUGGUGUGUUUGUAUUGUCGGUGCUGCUGGUGUUACGAGUGGCGCAAGUACAGGGGGAGGAGCUGCUUAUUCAAUUUAAUGCUAAGUAUUUGGCACGAGUUAGCAAGCCCGAGGCUGCCCGUACCCCGCUGGAUCGUACUGCGCAAUUGGACGAGGUGAUGAAGCUCAAUUCUUUGCGCGGACGAUUGUCUGGCAAGAAGAACUCGUCGGAUACAAAGGGACAAACACAGGAGGAUCGCUCCUUCUUCGAUCCUGCACCCGUGAAAACCGUGGAGGACGGUAAGGCGUAUCUUCGUCGUCUUCAGAAGGCUCAGAAACAGAAGGAAGCGGAGGAAUCUAUGCAGUCAGCCUCAGCGUAUGGGAUGGAGAACUCGUAUCAGAGCGACGCUUUCGGCAUUUAUGGCAAUGCGUCCAUGGUCCCUCGUGUGUAUCAGGCUUCAGGCUUCGACCCGUACCUUCGUGACGUCAGUAUCGGAGACGAGGAAGAAGACCCAUUGCGCACGUCGUCACUUCCACACAUUGCGUGGCAGCAACUGGAGGAGUGGGGACUUGCCAUGUUCAUGCACUUGUACUGCCGCAACAUCCGUCGCUUGCUUGCCUAUCACGUGAAGGACGUCGUGGAGGCGUUCUUGGAGAAUGCUAACGCUCUCAACGAGUGUGGCGUGAUGGCGGACGUACUGCUGCGUCGUGUACCGUCGCAAGCGCUGCUGUGUCCGCCGGGCCAAACGAACCAGAUGACCAACGUGUCGCUCUCGGAUAUGCUGCAGAACCUCGCGAAAAGUCCGUUGUUUUUCAGCAAGGAGCGAGGCGUGUAUCUCUUCGAGGAACACCAAAGUUUCGAGAAAUACCUGAAUGUCGGUGAUCCCAGCAGCACGGACUAUUCCUCGCUCGAGCGUCAACAAUAUGUGUUAGAGCGACUUAUCAUGUUGUCCAAGGAUCGAAGUCUUGAUCGGUUCCGAUGGAACAAGGGAUCAGCUUGGAAAGGCAAAGAGUGGACGGAGAACUUGCCUACAGAUGCUGAGAUUUUGAUAAACACGUUCUGCUGCAUGAUGGACAACAUGCUACCUGCAGACAAUGAACGCGACCGCCCAUUCUGGAAGUCCUACUACUUCAGCAAGGGCCCGAACCGGCCGUUCACCCCACGAGUGCGCAGCCGACUUUUCCUAGUGCAGACAGUGGGGCGCCCACCUCAUUUUAAGGCGCUGGUGAAGGGUGCAGUUCGCGAGAUCGUCCCGGGCGAGGAGAACUGUUUCCACGCAAUCGUUGUCUAUCUUCACGCCGUGAAGAAGAUGAAAGCUGGCUACUUGGAGAGCAUCAAUCUGCACCGGAUCAUCGAGCAAGUCUUUGACGUUUCCAAGUAACUCACAUCAGCAAUAAACGCAGCUUAGUAAGUUGCAUCGCACUUUGCUGCUUGUACCUGUUAUCCAACUUUGUCAUGCGUGUUUUACCUGCACCUCACCGGACAGGAACGUUCUUGGUGCAGUCCUUUUCAUGAGCUUUGAGGUUCUCUCGGGUUUUGAAGGUUUUCUGGCGUGUCGCUGGGCAAUACGAACACGCGUAUGGUCGCUCGUUCUGAUGCCGCCGUUGCCAAUGUCGCUUCAAAGUCUGCAAGUUUCUCAAACUCCGACCUGUGGAUUCCGCAUACUCGCACUCUUCCUCAGGACAAUGUUUGGGUCCUACAGGAAGUGGAGCCUGCUCUCCUGUCACCUCCGUCAUGGAUCUUUCUGGAUGCUGCUUACCGUGAAAUGUGAGCUGAUAGAAGUUGGCAAAGCGGUUGUGGCAGAUGCAGCACUCAAACGGCUUGAACCCAUCUCGAAGCAUUUCAACUGGAGCAGUCAACGCCGGUGCAACACUCACAGCACUUAUAGUACUCACAGGCACUUCAGUUGGUGGACACGUUCCAGCUGCGUCAAUAGAAGCUUGGCCACGCAGUCGCAAUACCUCUGCCUUUAACUGCUCGAUCUGAUCCUGCUGUGCUCGAAUCGUGGCUUGAAGGUAUCUGUUCUCAUCCGCCGGUACUUCACCAGUAUGGGACGAAUCUCCGCGGAUUAUCUGACGAAUAUUGUUUGGAUCCUCUUCAGCAUUCAGCGAUCGAUCAAUCACAGUUCUAACUGUUCCAGAAGGCGACAAUGAGGUGAGCGCUGCUGCUGCACGGUGAGCGGCAUGGACCUUCAGGUGAGCCAUCAAGAGCUCACGGACGCGAAAAUGCUUCCCGCAUUCUUGACAUACGAACGGUGUCGCUUGUGUACCCUGGGCUUGCACCGCAUUAGCGUCAGCGUCGACGUGUACAUUUGGAGGGAAGGCGAUCUGCGGGACGUGGGUGGAUCGGUGGAAGCGCAUCGCAGCACGGGACGAAUAACGUUUACUGCAGCCCGGGACACCACACACGUAAGGUUUCUCACCAGUAUGGACACGAAUGUGCUCCUGUAACGUAGACGCUCUGGCAAAUAGUUUGUUGCAGGU
Phytophthora nicotianae INRA-310 is the source of this 2720-nucleotide messenger RNA. RefSeq lists its product as hypothetical. Bases 59 to 1618 code for a protein of 519 amino acids. The record is from RefSeq and is a predicted model, not a curated record. The transcript has 7 exons. NCBI's taxonomy places the organism in Eukaryota, Oomycota, Peronosporomycetes, Peronosporales, Peronosporaceae. Gene Ontology annotation, cellular component: membrane.